Molecule: messenger RNA, 2447 nt
Organism: Bombyx mori (domestic silkworm)
Lineage: Eukaryota; Metazoa; Arthropoda; Insecta; Lepidoptera; Bombycidae
Product: Poxin
Exons: 5
Coding region: 193-921 (242 amino acids)
Molecular function (GO): nuclease activity
Source: RefSeq, a predicted model, not a curated record
CGUUAAAAAACUCGCACUAAGCACACUGCACACACUGUCGACCAUAGCUUUCCGCUGAUUGGUGGGAUUCCAGUUCUACUCCUAUCUAGUUUAUUUUUUGUAUCUUAUAUCAAUUUACAUGGUUAGUCAUAAUAUGACACGGUGCGUUAUUUACUUUAUUAAUAUAUAUCUACGCACUAUAAGUACGUUUAUAUGAAAACUGCAAUGUCUAAGCGCACAGUACUAAACGAGAAUUACAAGGGCAUAGUGGAGUCGAUGAGUAUUCCUGCUGAAAUACACGAGAGAAACGGCAAGAAGUACGCGAGCGUGGGGUCCAUACUGCCGAUACACUGCUGCCCGCCCGAAGAGCUGGAGCGACGCGCUGAGAGCACGCACCACUACUGCGGCGUGUUCACCGACGAACUGCUGGCGCCGCUCGAGGAACUGGCCUACGUUAGACUCGACGAGAAUACUGCUGAGAAGGUCUUCAUAAACAGAGCCAAGCGCAUACUGAUAGUGUCAAGCGACGGGCACCUGGCGCAGUGGCGGUGCGCGCCGACCUUCGAGUCUGCGAACCGGUACAUCGCCGGCACGCCCAUCGUCGACCAGCGCGGGGGCGUCAUCUCCGUCGUUGUGGCGAAGAAAAACAACCACUAUGCCGUCUCCUCCUUCGAGGGUGAAGGCGGAUACUUUGAGAGCACACAAAACUGGAAGGUGGUUGAACCGGCUGCAGGCGGCUAUGCGUACGGGGAGUUGACUUUCCCGAGCCGCACCGCCCUCCGCGAGCACGUGGCGGGGCUGCGCGGGGGCGCGGGAGCGUGGGGGGACGCCGUGCCCGUGCUGCGGGGGGGCACGUCGCCGCGCCUCGCGCUGGUGCUGGACGGCAGGCAGCUCGCACACUACUACCUGCACAACGUUAUUGUGGACGUAGAAUACUUGUAACACGGAAAUGUAAAAGUAGGAUUCAUAGUUGAACAACGCUUUUUGAAAAGUGUUUUUGUUACAUCUAGGUCAUGUGCUCCGGUUGCUAGUGACAUGUUAAGUUUCUCACAUUUGUACAUUCAUCAAUUCCAAACGAUUAAUAAUCCAUGAUAUUUACACUCUGACGUGUGAGGCCGCGCGUGCUUUGGGUUGUUUCGCCGCAAGUGUACACGGCACGACACAGUGAUGUAACCGACUGUACCAUAACGUUGCUGUUAACGGUGUGCUUAGUGCGAGUGUUUUAACGUUCUCGAUGGUGUAAAAGUUAACUCAAAUUUGUAUGCAGUUGCAACAGCGCCCCUAGCGGCAACUAAGUUUGCUAAACGUUCCAACUCCUUACGAAUUUGAAUUAUCACAAGCACAUUGGUCGACCUGGCGACACUGCCGAUACAAUAAAAUUAUCUUUAAACCAAAAUCUACUAAUCACGAUUGGCCGCGCUUUUGAGAUUUGAACUACAACUGAGGCGGCGCUGUGUUAACCUUCGGUUGCAGGUUCAUGCUGUGAAGCGUGAUACGUAACGAAGUGUAUUCAUUCAAUGCGCAUUUGUAGAUGCGAACGCUAGUCGAACUAUUAAAGUAGUUAAUUAACCAUUGCCAAUAAUCCAUUGUAACGUAUAGGUAUAUUAGCGAUGAGACAUACCUACUUGUAAAAUUGAAUACCAGGGCUUCUAAGUACGUGUACGGAAAAAUACUAGAGUCGAAAACCAGGUUUUAAAAAUACUUUAAAGUAUUUGUUAGUAUGAAAGAUUUUCAAGUACCAAUAUAUAUAUAUAUAUAUAUGAAUAAUAAUAUAGUUCGAGUCGGGUCACAAUUCUGGACGUUUUUUAAAUUUUUUGUUCAUGAAAAUUAAAUGUAAUUUUUCCUUCUUAUUUAUAAGGGUCUUCCAGUGACUGUGAAAUUCAAAUUUUACAAAUCGCAGCUCUGCAUCAGGUGGAAAUUUGAUAAAAAUCGCGAUUUUAUAGUACUGAUUUAAAACCAUAAAUAUCAUCUCACAUACAUGCAAUGAGUAUAAAUUUAAAUUAAAUUAAACUUUAAACAUGAAUCAUUCUCCUGUGCAGUAUUUUCAUGUGAAUGUUCUAGUUUUUUGAGCAUCCGACUUCAGCAUAUAUACUUUCAUACUUGCAAGUAUUUUUUGGUCGUACCAGGGCGUUGAACUUCGAAGUGAAAACCUGGUAGCGUAAAUACGCCUCAUCUUUAGUAUAUAUUACUUACAGCUGUUACACAUGUGCUGUAUGGGACAAGUUCGUCAGCACAAGACGGGUGGGAACUGUUUGAGGUCCAGUUGUUAUUGUUACUCUAUGAAGUCAGCAUAUCCUAGUAGUACACAGUAUUCUGUACCAAAUUAAUCAUUGAAAUAUUCGUGACAUUUCUUAGAAAUAAUUACAUCGGUUGGUAUGCUCGGGUAACCUGUUGGAUUUCAGUGCAUCGUAUAUGAUAUUUUAAAUAGUUUCAGGUGUAUAUUUCUGAAAUAAAUAUAUAUAAACGAA